Messenger RNA from Ornithodoros turicata, 441 nucleotides. RefSeq lists its product as uncharacterized. The transcript is spliced from 3 exons. Gene Ontology annotation, molecular function: cysteine-type endopeptidase inhibitor activity. NCBI's taxonomy places the organism in Eukaryota, Metazoa, Arthropoda, Arachnida, Ixodida, Argasidae. The record is from RefSeq and is a predicted model, not a curated record. Bases 20 to 400 code for a protein of 126 amino acids.
UACCAGUUAUUCAGGCGCCAUGUCACCCAGUUCGCUGAUUGUCGUUCUGAUCCUUGGCGGUUUUUGUGUCGCUGCAAAGCGAAACCCGAAAAUUGCAGGCUACAAGGACAUAGAUCUAAAGAGUCCGGAGCUUAAGAAGAUAUUGCAGUUUGUAGUUAAAGCGAAACUGAAACAGGAAAACAAGCCUGGCGUCGUGGUGAGGUUCACUCGUGCAGAGAAACAGGUGGUCGCGGGUGCAAACUACAGGCUGACAUUUCAGGCAAGGAUAUGCGAUAAAGGGAAGCCGUGCGUUCUAAAUGAUAAGAAGAAUUUUUCAUCGCAUUGCGUGGCAGUCGUCAACGACGUGCCCUGGCUGCAUUCACGGACAUUAACGUCACUCGACUGCCAAGACCCAAGGUGACUGCCUCGCUAGAAAUAAUAAAGACAUAAGUAGCCCUUGGA